UUCAGUGAAGUUGUAGAUUCCGUAAGUGGAUUUGGGAGUUUGUUUUGAUUGUCAGUCUGUACGUGCACAGAAGCUGAUUACGAAAAUGUACGGUUUUAUCUAUUUAAAAGACCUUUGAAAGCGUGUUAAUUAUAAUGGCGAAAAGAAGUGUUGAAGUCCAAGUUUUAGAUAGUGAUUUCUCUCUUUUAUUACGUGAAUCAGUGACGUAUGAAUUUAAAAUGGAAACAAGAUCUAAAUACAGAUUUAGAAAUUUUGUCAUGUUUUGCAUGUUACUUGCCCUGACGGGUAUUAUUUAUUUUGGUUAUUUUUGCUCUGACCAAGUCUGUGCCCUUACCCCUCAAAGACCUGUUUGGUCUGAAUUAUCUUUGAAAUUUCCAGUCCAAGAUAAUUUAGGAAAGCCACUGAGCUUACAUUCAAGCCCUUAUAAUUCCAAAUCUUCCAAUCCAGGUUUUAGUUAUGAUGAUGUACUUAAUGAAAAUUUUCUGUUUGAUAUGAAUGGACAUGAUGUUAUGGUAUUUUUGCAUAUCCAAAAAACUGGAGGAACGUCGUUUGGAAAGCAUUUGGUUCAAGAUUUGGACUUACAGAGGCCAUGUACCUGCCAACGGAAAAAGAAAAGGUGUUACUGUUUCCGUCCCAACAGAAAUGAAAAUUGGUUGUUUAGUAGAUACUCAACUGGAUGGAAAUGCGGACUUCAUGCAGAUUGGACUGAGUUAACAAGUUGUGUUGAUACAGAAUUUGAUAAAAAUGAGGGUGACUCUGUGAAAAGGAGGUAUUUCUAUAUAACAUUAUUGAGGGAACCAAUUUCAAGGUACUUAUCUGAAUUUCGACAUGUUCUGAGAGGUGCAACUUGGAAACAUUCUCGUCAUUGGUGUGGUGGUAGGGAGGCUUCUCCUGUAGAGCUUCCUUUAUGUUAUUCUGGAGAAUCUUGGGAAGGUGUUACGUUGGACGAAUUCAUAGCUUGUCCAACAAAUCUUGCUCACAACAGACAAACUAGAAUGCUGGCAGAUUUGGCUUUAGUUGGCUGCUAUAAUAUUUCUUACAUGUCCCUGCUUGAGAGAAAUCGGGUUAUGUUGGCCAGUGCUAAAAGAAAUUUAGCAGCCAUGGCAUUUUUUGCACUAACUGAAUAUCAAAAGAUUGGUCAAUAUGUAUUUGAAGAAACGUUUAACUUGCGAUUUGCUAUACCCUUUGAGCAACACAAUGCAACACUUUCAAGUUCUACGCUUUCUACUUUAAAGCCACAUCAGUUACAAAAGAUAAAAGAAUUAAAUUCCCUUGACAUUGAAUUGUAUGAGUUUGCUCAAAAUCUUAUGUACAAGAGAUUCAAUAAAUUAAAAUCUAGAGAUCCAAUGUUUGAAGAAAGAUUUGCGAAUCUCGGAAGACUUCCUGGCAGAACUGAAUUUAACUGGGACCAAGCUCUCGACGAGUCAAAAGAGACUACACUUGAAGCUAAUACUUGAAUUACCUUUUUAUAUGAUAUUGUUGAUGACAUACCUUUGUGGGUAACCUGCCUGCCUUUUCGAGGUAACCAGAUUUUUCUGUUGUUUCAAAUUGUUCCAUUAUUCAGUUUAUUUUACCAUAGGUUAAUUAACAAGUAUAUUUAUAUUUUUCUUUGUAUUCCUCUACAAAUGUUGUUUUCGUAUUUUUGCAAAUUUCUUUCAGGAAUAACAUAUUGUGCUUAUUUAUUGGUUUCUUGAAUAAUAAUCAUGAUCACUACCUCGAAAACAAUUCAGUCAAGCAUUUAUAUUAUUAUAUUUCAGUUGGUAAUUUUUUAAUGAAGCUGUCAUCAUCUUAAAUACUUUUUAAGAUGGUUAAUGGUUAAAAUUGUUUGCCAUACAUUUUUAAAAUUGGAGAAUGACUUGUCAAUAAUAAAUUUUUGACCAUUGUGGUUAAAAUUAAUGGGAUUGAACUUGUUAACAUUGUUACAGUUGUUUUAUCAUAAUAUCCCGGUAUUAUACAUAAGUACUAUGUUGAAAAUCAAUAAGUAAUCUCGAUUCACUAUUUUUGAAGUACUCGACAAUAAAAAACAAAAUAUAAUAAAACUGAACUAAAGAUCAACGUCUUAUUAAGGGCUGAAGUAUUUUCAGUCUUGCUUUGAUCUAUUAAUAACCUUCAAUUACUUAUAGUUUUUGUAUUUUUUAUUCUAAUUUGUACUUUAUGAAAUAUAUUUUUUGUUUCUUAUUGACACGUCAAUUAUUCAAUCAAGUAUUCAUGUUUCGUUAUUUUUAUAAUGCAGUGAAAACCUUUAUCAUAAAGUGUAGCUAUAAAAAAAUCCAUUAAUGAUUUUUAUUGAAUUUUUAAUUAUUCAAAUUUCAAUUUGAUCAGACCGAUUAAAAGGUAAAAAAUAAAGGUUUUAAUAAGUUACAUCUGACAAAUUUAGUUUUUAAAACUAAGAUAAUGAAUAUGCAAACUUAGCAAGAUGAGAUUGAGUCAAUAUUUGCCUAUAAAUUUACGUUUCAAGGCAAAGAUAAUAAACAAUUAUGCUUACCUAAGUAAGAAUAGGUGAGCAUUUGCCUAUCUAUUAACCAACUAAGACUGAUGUUGCUUUGGUUAUAAGGCCUAAUCUGUGGAGAGAUUCAGUGGUGGUUAAACCGUUCAAUGGCAAAGCUGCGGGAACGACCACCCUGGAAAACACAAGCCCAAUGCAUUUGUUGCCUUAGUGGCACCAAAUGGUUUAAUAAAACUAAUUCAAUUCAAUUAAUAAAGAUACUAAUAUAUUUUUCAUUUAUAUUUAUAACCAUGUAAUAUAAUAAUUAUAGUCCAUUUAAUUUUUAUUAUUAGUCUUAAAUAAAUGAUUUUUCAUUAUUAUAAUUGAGAAACAUAAAUAAAAAGCUUAUAAUUGUUUUAUCAAAAC
Nezara viridula (southern green stink bug) is the source of this 2851-nucleotide messenger RNA. NCBI's taxonomy places the organism in Eukaryota, Metazoa, Arthropoda, Insecta, Hemiptera, Pentatomidae. The record is from the annotation of a GenBank genome assembly.